AUGACUGAUCGAAGUAUCUUUCCACCAAUAGAAAAUAAGACUAAUCUUAAAUGGAAACAAGAUGGCAUCACUGUGGCUGGUGGGCAUGGACCAGGACAAGAAUUAAGUCAACUCGAUCGCCCUGUUGGAAUCUUUAUUGAUAAAAACAAAAAUAUUUUCAUCGCUGAUCAUUUCAAUCAUCGUAUUGUUGAAUGGAAAUAUAAUGCAAAGGAAGCACAAAUCAUUGCAAGUGGAAAUGGCAACGAAAAUCAAAUGGAUCAAUUGUAUUAUCCAACAGAUGUGAUUGUUGAUCAACAAAAUCAUUCGAUUAUCAUUGCUGAUUAUGGAAACGGACGAGUGAUUCAAUGGAUGAAUCAAACUCAACAAAUUCUCAUUGAAAAUAUUUACUGUUAUAGUUUGGCAAUGGAUAAACAUGGAUUUCUUUAUGUUUCUGACUGGAUUAAGGGUGAAGUGAGACGAUGGAAAAUGGGAGAAUACAACAACGAAGGAAUUGUAGUAGCAGGCGGAAAUGGGCAAGGAGAUCAACUCAAUCAACUCAAUUCUCCUCGUUUUAUCUUUGUUGAUGAAGAUCAAUCUGUUUAUGUAUCAGAUUGGAACAAUCACCGUGUGAUGAAAUGGAGAAAUGGUGCAAAAGAAGGAAUAAUUGUGGCUGGAGGAAAUGGUAAAGGAGAAAAUCUUAAUCAGUUGUCUCAUCCUGAAGGAGUAGUUGUUGAUGAUUUGGGUCAAAUCUAUGUGACAGAUGUUCUGAAUCAUCGAGUAAUGCGUUGGUGUGAAGGAAAAGAAGAAGGUGAAAUUGUUGUUGGUGGAAAUCAUCAAGGAAAUCAACCAAAUCAAUUAUAUAAUCCCGCAGGUUUAUCCUUUGAUGAUGAAGGCAAUCUUUAUGUUGCUGAUUAUUGGAAUCAUCGAAUUCAAAAAUUUGAAGUAAUUUUGUGA
Adineta steineri is the source of this 933-nucleotide messenger RNA. NCBI's taxonomy places the organism in Eukaryota, Metazoa, Rotifera, Eurotatoria, Adinetida, Adinetidae. The record is from the annotation of a GenBank genome assembly.